Molecule: messenger RNA, 720 nt
Organism: Pseudomassariella vexata
Lineage: Eukaryota; Fungi; Ascomycota; Sordariomycetes; Amphisphaeriales; Pseudomassariaceae
Product: ribosomal protein L17
Exons: 2
Coding region: 1-720 (239 amino acids)
Biological process (GO): translation
Cellular component (GO): ribosome; mitochondrial large ribosomal subunit
Molecular function (GO): structural constituent of ribosome
Source: RefSeq, a predicted model, not a curated record
AUGGCAGGCGGCACAGUGAAAUACCGACAUUUGUCGCGAAACUCGGCCCACCGACAGGCACUCCUACGCAAUCUCGUCACAUCCCUCGUCAAGCACGAGUCGAUCCGCACAUCAUGGGCCAAGGCCAAGGAGACGCAGCGCAUGGCUGACAAGCUCAUCACGCUGGCAAAGCGCAAUAAUGAGACGGCGAGGAGGAAGGCGACGGGUAUACUAUUCAAACCCCACGACCUCCUCCCCAAACUUUUCAACGAGCUCCGUCUGCGGUACGCCGACCGCCCGGGCGGGUACACGCGCGUCCUGCGCACCGAACCCAAGUCGACGUACGACCAGGGCGACUCAGCAAUCCUCGAACUAGUUGACGGGCCCAAGGAUAUGCGGUUUCACAUGACAGCAGCAGCGAUCGCGCGAGACGAGAAGCUGGGGCGUCCCCCCACACAACUGACGUUGUUCAACAAGGCGAAGGUGACGCGUUACCGUGCCAACGGCGAGGGCGAGUUCGCCAAGAUGGUUGAGCAGAUGAGAGCGGCGAGGUUGGAUGACCCGGAGACGAGGGAGGAAGGGGUCGAGGAAUCGAAGGGAGAAGAGGAGGAAGAGUAUGAUGAGGGGGGGUUGGGGAGGUGGUGCAGGAGGAUAGGUCAGGAGCUAAAGUUGAGGGUAAGUAUGGGAAGAAAAAGGUAUCAGUCUUGCGGUAGGAGGGCUAAGAAUGCGGAUGUUACAUGA